UCACUUUAUUGCCAUCCAAACAGUCCGCCUCCCCCACACUCAUGAACUACCGCUUUCAGAAUCUCCUGGGCGCCCCCUACAGAGGCGGCAAUGCUGUCAUAAGCCAGAACACACAGCUAAUUUCACCGGUCGGUAACCGAGUGUCAGUCACAGACCUUAUAAAGUCCCAAACCGUGACUCUCCCCGUCCAAUCAUCGUCCAACGUCUGUCGCCUUGCCGUGUCACCGGACGGCACGUUUCUCUUGACAGUUGAUGAGAACCAGCGGUGUCUCUUUAUUAACCUCCACCGCCACGUGGUCCUCCACCGUGUCAAAUUUAAGUAUCCUGUCAAUGCAAUUCAGUUUAGUCCUAAUGGAAAAUAUAUCGCCGUUGGCACAGGUAAAUUAGUUCAGAUAUGGAGAUCACCAGGGUUUAAAAAGGAAGUCUUUGCCUUUGAGUUAAUAAGGACUUUAGCUGAUUGCAAUGAUAAAGUUACUGCAUUGAAUUGGAGUCCUGAUUCUAAGUAUUUGCUUGUUGGGUCGAAAGAUUUGGCUGCAAGAUUGUUCUAUGUAAAAGAAAAAUUAAAAGGUGUUCAUAGCAAUAAGCCUUUUUUACUUUUAGGUCACAGGGACUCAGUUGUGGGUUGUUUUUUCGGUGUUGAUAAAAAGAGUGGUAGGGUAAGCAGAAUUUUUACAAUUGCUCGUGAUUGUUAUAUAUUUAGUUGGGGUUAUAGUGGCAAUGAUGGUAAAAUUGAUGAAAUUAGUGAGGAAGGUUCGGAACCUCCAUCACCAGGUACUCCAGGGAAAGAAAGUGAUGGAAAGAAGAGGAAGGAUUUUGAUGGAAAAGAUGGUGAUCUAUGUGAAGAGGAGUAUUUGCAUAAGCAGAAAUGGGAGUUAUUGAGAAAGGAUGAUUUUCCUCAGGCACCUGCUAAGCUAACAGCAUGUGAUUAUCAUAAGGGGCUUGAUAUGCUGGUUGUGGGGUUCUCAAAUGGUGUGUUUGGUUUAUAUCAGAUGCCUGAUUUUGUGUGUAUUCAUUUGUUAUCGAUUUCAAGAGAGAAGAUCACUACAGCUGUUUUUAAUGAGCUGGGGAACUGGUUGACGUUUGGGUGUGCAAAGCUAGGGCAGUUGCUUGUCUGGGAGUGGCGAUCAGAGAGUUAUAUAUUGAAGCAGCAGGGGCAUUAUUUUGAUGUUAACUGUCUUGCAUACUCACCAGACUCACAACUAUUGGCCACUGGUGCAGAUGAUAACAAAGUCAAGGUUUGGACCGUUUCAUCAGGCUUUUGCUUUGUGACAUUCACUGAGCACACUAAUGCUGUCACUGCUCUCCAUUUUAUGGCCAAUAACCACUGCCUUCUAAGUGCAUCUCUGGAUGGUACGGUUCGUGCAUGGGAUUUGUUUCGCUAUAGAAAUUUUAGGACUUUUACUACCCCUUCUUCCAGGCAGUUUGUUUCUUUGGCAGCAGAUCAAAGCGGCGAAGUUAUUUGUGCUGGAACUCUAGAUUCAUUUGAGAUAUUUGUUUGGUCAAUGAAAACAGGCCGUUUGUUGGAUAUUCUAAGUGGUCAUGAAGGUCCUGUCCAUGGCUUGGCAUUUUCUCCUACAAAUGCUGUUUUAGCUUCAUCAUCAUGGGACAAAACUGUUCGCUUGUGGGAUGUUUUUGAAGGAAAAGGUUCUGUGGAAUCCUUCCCUCACACACAUGAUGUUCUUACAGUGGUUUAUCGCCCAGAUGGAAGGCAAUUAGCUUGCAGCACAUUGGAUGGGCUGAUUCAUUUCUGGGAUCCAAUUAAUGGUGAGUUAAUGUACACCAUUGAGGGGCGUAGGGAUAUUGCUGGAGGGCGUCUCAUGACUGAUCGUAGAUCAGCAGCUAAUUCAAGUUCAGGAAAGUACUUCACAACAUUAUGUUAUUCUGCUGAUGGAAGCUAUAUAUUAGCUGGGGGAAGUAGCAAAUACAUUUGUAUGUAUGAUGUAGCUGAUCAGGUUCUGCUGCGUCGAUUUCAAAUAACGCAUAAUCUCUCUCUAGAUGGGGUUCUUGACUUCUUAAACUCUAAGAAUAUGACAGAAUCAGGUCCAGUGGAUUUGAUUGAUGAUGAUAACAGUGACACAGAAGAAGGGGUUGAUAAACAAACACGAGGGAAGUUAGAUUACGAUUUACCAGGAGCCAUGCCUAAUCGUGGAAGGCCCAUCAUUCGAACUAAAUGCUUGAGACUUGCACCCACUGGUCGGAGCUUUGCAGCAGCAACAACAGAAGGGGUUCUAGUUUAUUCAAUUGAUGAAUCUUUUAUCUUUGAUCCCACUGAUCUUGACAUAGAUGUCACACCACAGGCAGUUGAUGCAGCAUUAAAUGAAGAUCAACCAAACAGAGCUUUAAUUCUCAGCCUUCGUUUAAACGAGGAUAGUCUAAUAAAAAAAUGCAUUUUUGCUGUCAGUCCAGUUGAUAUACCUGCUGUUGCCUCUUCUAUUCCUCACAAAUACAUGCAAAGGUUAAUUGAGGCACUUUCAGAUCUUCUAGAAAGUUGCCCACAUUUGGAGUUUAUACUCCGCUGGUCUCAGGAGCUUUGCAAAACUCAUGGUAACUCCAUUCAACAGAAUUCCAGGAACUUGCUUCCUUCCUUAAAAUCCUUGCAGAAGGCAAUUACCAGAAUACAUCAGGAUUUAGCAGAUACUUGUUCUUCCAAUGAAUAUAUGCUUCGAUAUUUAUGCUCUGUGGGUGCUAAGAAGUGAUGAUUGCUGUACUUUUUCCGGUUGUGACUUGGCACUUAUGUGAAAUUGGCUAGGGAAUUCGGCCGUUUUGUUGUAAUGCAGGCCAUGGUUAGCAUUUGAGCUAACUAAAAUCACGCGAGGUAUAAUUCUCAUGUGGCAACAGGCAAGCUGUAAAGAAUUCCUCAACACCAUCGACAAAUAAUGCAGUAUCCCUUGGAUCAAAUGCUGCUGUUUAUAACAAAAUAUAUGCAGCAUCAGACCAGCUGCUUUUUUAUUUUCUUUUGUCGUUGGCAAUUCAUCAUGGAUGUGUUGUUAUACGGUUUUGCUCAUGAAUCGACAGUGAAACAAUUUUGUUGUGAAAACAUCAGUCUUAUAGAUAGGUAUUGCUCAAUAUGCUUUUUCUUUUUUUUUAUUUUGUAGUUUUUGUUCUGUUGUGAAAAAACGGUGUAAGGGCAUUUUUUAAUAUUACAGCUAAAUUUUUUCA
This is a messenger RNA of Pistacia vera, 3159 nucleotides long. Its product is annotated as periodic tryptophan protein 2. Gene Ontology annotation, molecular function: protein binding. The coding region runs from base 42 to 2696 and encodes 884 amino acids. Lineage: Eukaryota; Viridiplantae; Streptophyta; Magnoliopsida; Sapindales; Anacardiaceae. Gene Ontology annotation, cellular component: Pwp2p-containing subcomplex of 90S preribosome; small-subunit processome. Gene Ontology annotation, biological process: maturation of SSU-rRNA from tricistronic rRNA transcript (SSU-rRNA, 5.8S rRNA, LSU-rRNA); ribosomal small subunit assembly. The record is from RefSeq and is a predicted model, not a curated record. The transcript is spliced from 8 exons.